Molecule: messenger RNA, 3968 nt
Organism: Cololabis saira (Pacific saury)
Lineage: Eukaryota; Metazoa; Chordata; Actinopteri; Beloniformes; Belonidae
Product: H-2 class I histocompatibility antigen, L-D alpha chain-like
Exons: 10
Coding region: 127-1404 (425 amino acids)
Biological process (GO): immune response
Cellular component (GO): external side of plasma membrane
Source: RefSeq, a predicted model, not a curated record
GAAGGUCCAGGAAGUGGCAUUGCCUUGAACGGGUCAGACAGUCGGAGACGCCUCGCGUCAAAACACCUCUCAAAAACUCGGAUAUAACUGGAUUUUUGGAGAAAAUCUAACCAAACAAAACCAAAAAUGCUCGCGUUUGCCAUUUUGGUCCUUUUGGGGACAGCUCUGGCAGUCAGCGGCGAGCGGCACAAGCUGUCCUACAUCUACACAGCCUUAUCCAAACCCGCAGUAUCCCCUGGCAUCCAUAAGUUCACUGCCAUGGGGAUGCUUGACAAUAAGAUCAUUGACUACUUUGACAGCACAGAGCAAAAGAAAGUUCCCAGACAGCACUGGAUGAAAGAGAGACUGGAAAAAGAAUAUUGGGACAAAGGCACAGUGUCCCGGAAGAGCAAGCAGCUUUGGUUCCAGGUCAACAUCGAAAUCCUGAUGGAGCGAAUGAGACAGAAUGACACAGAUUUACACAUCCUCCAGUGGAUGCAUGGCUGUGAGGCUGAAGUCCAGCCUGAUGGCCCUCUCAAGUUUGUCGAUGGCGUGGACAUGUACAAUUAUGAUGGAGAUGACUUCCUGUCGUUUGAUGAUAAAAACCAAAUCUGGGUUGCCAAGACUGAUGCAGCAGUGUCCACCAAGAGGAAGUGGGACGAUGUCCCAGUCCUGAAAGAAUACACCAAGGGCUACUUGGAGAAGGAGUGCUUGGACUGGAUGGGCAGGUUCAUAGACUACGGGCAGGCACAGCUGCUUGAUGCGAAGAAACCUAAGGUGCACGUGUUUGCACUCAAGGCCAAAUCUGAGGCGAGUAUAAUUUUGACAUGCCUGGCCACCGGCUUCUACCCAGAGGACAUUAUCCUGGAGAUCAGAAGGAACGGCCGGUCCCUCACUAAACGCGACGGGCUGGUCAGCUCUGGAGUUCGACCAAACGGGGACGACACUUUUCAGAGGAGAGACUAUGUCGAGAUUUUGAAGUCCGACCAGUCCGAAUACAUCUGUGAAGUCAUUCACAAUGCCUCUCGUGUGAAUGUUUGGAAGAAAUGGGAUCACAAGCCUCCUGCUGAAGCUGGAAACGGUCCCAUUAUCGGUGGUGUUGUGGCUGGUGUUGGAGUGUUGACCAUAAUCGGGGGGAUUGUGCUCUUGUGUGUCCUGUAUAAAAGAGGGAUUAUCGGUAAGCGUUCUCCUUCUGUUCCCAGUAUCUCCAGCUCCCUUGACAGUAAAGACAGCGUGAUGGUGCCUCUAACCAAAAGUGACAUUGAUGCCAAACCCCCAAGUGAAAAUGGGUCGACAACUCCCCUCUUGAAACCCAAGGAUGGCUCCACCAACAGUGACUCAGCCAUCGGUUCUGAUGCCAGCAGCAACUCAAGCUCGUCUUCAAAGUCAAGUGAAGAAAAGGAAAGAGUCUCUGGGCCCGUAUAAUCUUACCUGCAGCCAAAAAUCUGAAGCCUCUUGAAGCAGCAACAAUUCAUGGUAUCCAAAUUAAAGAACACAAGAACCAAAUUUCAACUGAAUAGUAGUUAACGUGGUUUUGUAGAAAUUCUUAGACUGGAUGAAAGCAAAAUUCAGUGUUACCAUGGUAAUUUAACCACGUAGCUCUCUGCGUAAAUUACAGGAUUUGUCACCUGUCAGAUCGUGUCGUGUUGUGAUCAGAUAUUUCCAAUUCCAUAUUCAGAGUUUAUGUUAUUAAAGGGUGGCUGUUUUAAAAAAAACGCAAACCCUUUACUGGUCAAGUUAUUGUGAAACACAGACUAAUCUGGCAUGAAUAUUUGAAAAUGUAAAGAAGUCCCAGAGAAAAAAAAAAAAAAGAUUGCCAAAAACAAGGGAAUGAGGUCAACUUUAAAAAUGCCCCUGCAGGCGCCAGUUUCUUAGGCCACUUUACUGCAAGUUGAGUACUUUGGGUAAAUAACCAAGCUAAAGACUCAGCUCUUUGAGGAGCACUUCUGCAUCUAGUAAACUUCUCUGCUCAUCAGAAUUAGUUAGAAGAUUCGUCCAGCUCUUUGCAUGAUUCAGCCCUGAGUAGCUGCAUGCACUUAUGACAAGAUGAUCGUAUGACGGUGUCUCUUAAGACGUAGCUUUCUUGUAUAAAGGUGAUUGUUGUGUUGGGUGGGAAGGGAACACUGCUAAAUUACAUUAUUAGUAGUAAUAAAGCAGUUGCUAAGCUGCUCUUCCAGAAGACGCUGUAUCAAAGCGUGGUUGUCUGUGAAGACACAACUGUGUGUGUAGCCAGCAUAUGCCAACAUAUCCAAAUUUCUCUAAAACACUGGUAUAAGCUGAAUUAUCUCCUUUAGGUUUUACCAAACUUGGUAUAAAACAUUAAUAUUAGGGAUGUCCCGAUACCAUUUUUUUUUUCACACCGAGUACGAAUACGAGUAUUUUAAUUUGUGUACUCGCCGAUACCGAGUACCGAUCCGAUACUUCUACCACAAAAAUAACUAGGCUAAAAAUGCAAUGAAAAAUGCAAUGAAUUGGAAGACAGGUUUUAUUUGCAACAGAAAUUCAAUUUUAAACAAAACUCGGCCAGCUAGGUUACAUUGAGCUGUUACUUUUCUUACUUUUGUUACAUUUUUAAUUUGGCUAUUCUUUAUUUUUUAUUUAUUUUAUUGAUUUAAUGUGCCUGAAGAUGUUUUGUACUUCAGACGUUACUCAACAGUUACUCAGUACUUGAGUAGUUUUUUCACCAAGUACUUUUUUACUUUUACUCAAGUAAUUAUUUGGAUGACUACUUUUUACUUCUACUUGAGUCAUCUUAUUCUGAAGUAACAGCACUUUUACUUGAGUACAAUUUUUGGCUACGCUACCCACCUCUGGAAACAACAUAAACAAUCAAAUAGAAUUUAAAAAACAGGCUAAAUGAAAUGAUGUUACACACUCUUGUACAGUAGGUACUUAUGCACCUUAAAGUUGAUUGCGAUCCGCCAAUAAAACAGAGAAGAAGAAGAAGAAGAAGAACAUAAACAAUCCCAUUCUUACAGUCCGGUUAUAGAGAGUGCCGUUUCAGGCAAGAUAGUGACAAUUAAUGAAAGCAGCAUGUCAGCAGGGUGGACAUAUUUCAAAAUAAGGGACGACGACAGAAGCAAGACAGACUGAAGGCUGUCGGCGCGGCUAACCGGAAUGUAACAAUGGGAUUGUUUAUGUCGUACUGUGAGUUACGUGGAGUGUUUAAUAAAGUUCCCUGUGAGUAAGGUUUGUCCAGUUUGUAUAAUUAAGGAAGAUAGAAUUUACUGAAACAUGGAACAGCAGCUACAGCCACAGAGCAGCAGCUCAGCCAGGCUGCCAGGCCCAACGUCUCCCCCUAGUGGCGCUAACCAGUAACUACAAGUAUCGGUGCGUGGUGUCGGAGGAUUUUUACGAGUAUGAGUAUAUGAGGGCAGUAUCGGUCUCUAAUUAAUAUAUAUGCAGACAAGGAGAAAAAUAAAAAAGAUAAUUAAUGCUAAAAACUCUCAAAGUUUAUUGUCAUAAUCUGACCAGGGAGUUAAAAUGUAAUGGAGUUUAAAGAAGUUAUUAUCUAUCAUAUAAAUACCGUUCUUUGUGAAAAGUUGUUUUCUUGGUUUUAAUUCUCUUUUAUUUUUGGGUUUUUAUUUUUCAAGUCACAUUAGUCUAUUGCACUUUUUCACAAAGAACCUUAAAAGUCAUGUAACUUUUUUGAGUCUUUGUACAUUGUUGAAAAUUUCUGCUUUGUUGAAUUAAACAAAUUUGUAUAUUGGAUGUGAGACAGUUGAGAGAUGUAGUAAAUAACAGGAACUCCUGUCAUUGUGAACCUAAAGUUAUCUGCUUUUAAAUCCUGAAGCUAAAAGGUGCGUGAUGCUGAUAUUCUCUCUGUCUUUAAGAGGCUAGUUACAUUUUAUCACUGUGGUCUCUUUUUAAGUACACUUGUUAAUACUGCUUGUAAGUAAAAUAAUUGAUUGUAAGAAUAAUGAAGUAAAAGUAAAUGUACCAUACAAAUGUGAUUUGUUUUCUUUCUGAAUAAAAACAUUUUCACCAGG